This is a messenger RNA of Telopea speciosissima, 2907 nucleotides long. RefSeq lists its product as uncharacterized. The record is from RefSeq and is a predicted model, not a curated record. Gene Ontology annotation, molecular function: nucleic acid binding; RNA-DNA hybrid ribonuclease activity. NCBI's taxonomy places the organism in Eukaryota, Viridiplantae, Streptophyta, Magnoliopsida, Proteales, Proteaceae. The transcript is spliced from 4 exons. The coding region runs from base 1 to 2907 and encodes 968 amino acids.
AUGGAGCUUGGAAAGGAGGUAAAUGGAGAUGAGGUUAAAAGAGUUGUGAUUAGUUUGAAAGACUCUAAAGCCCCAGGGCCUGAUGGUUUCAGGGCUGGCUUUUACAAGCACUCGUGGGAGGUCAUUGGUGAGGAGCUAACACAUGCUGUCCAAUGGUUCUUUGCAAACUCCUUCAUGCCCCGUUUUAUUAAUGCAACCUUUAUUACUUUGGUUCCGAAGUCAGGGGAUGUCUCCACUUUUGCGGGGUUUCGGCCAAUUGCUUUAUGCAAUCUCCUAUACAAGAUUAUUACUAAAAUCCUCUCCAAUAGGAUCCAGCAUGUUAUUGGGAGUGUGGUCAGCCAUAAUCAGUCAGCUUUCAUCAAGGGCAGGUCUAUUGUUGACAAUAUACUUGUUUGCCAUGAUAUUGUGCGAGGUAUCGAACAAAAAGCUGCCAGCCCUACUGCAGUUUUGAAGGUGGAUCUUCACAAGGCCUAUGACUCUCUAAGUAGGAAAUUUUUGUUUGAUGUGAUGGGAAGAAUGGGAUUCUCAGAUAAGUUCAUAGGGUGGGUGAAGGCCUGUGUAACCACUCCUAUGUUCUCUGUCCUUAUAAAUGGUAGCCCGGCUGGUUUCUUCAAUGGAGGGAGAGGGAUUAGACAAGGGGAUCCAUUGUCCCCCUAUCUGUUCACCCUUGCUAUGGAGGCCUUCACUGGAAUUAUGCGAAGGCUUGAGAUUGAUGGUCAGAUUAAGCUGCUGCCCCGCUAUAAAUCAUUUCACCUUUCACACCUCAUUUUUGCAGAUGAUCUUAUGAUUUUUGUGAAGGGGAACCACGAUUCUAUUUUAGCUAGUUUGGGGGGUCUGGAUGAGUUUGCUGCCCUCUCCGGGCUUCAACUUAACAGAUCUAAGUCCUCUAUUAUUUUAGGGGGCCUUACCCAAACUAGUAGUCUGGAACUUUUGGAUUUAACGGGUUUUUCGGAAACCAAGCUGCCUAUUAGGUACCUUGGAGUUCCUCUUGUGUCCACAGAGUUAUCCAUGAAAGAUUGCAGCCCCAUCUUGGACUUGGUUCGUCGAAAGUUGGAAGGGUGGAAGGGUAGAUUCCUCUCUUAUGCUGGUCGUCUUCAACUCUUAGCUUCAGUUCUUCAAGGAAGUUACAUUUACUGGGCAGGGAUUUUCGGCCUUCCUGGUAAUGUUAUCACCAAGCUGGAGUCUAUGUUCUCUAACUUCCUUUGGUCAGGUCCCUCUCUUCAACGGAAGACCCACUUUAUUUCUUGGGAUGCGGAUCGGCUUUGGGUUAAGUGGGUUCAGCAAAGAUACCUAAAGCAAGAGUCUCUUUGGACAGUCAAGGGUCUCAACAACUGCUCCUGGGUCUGGCGUAAAGUUUUGAAGUAUAGGGACAAAGCCCUUCCCCUUAUCAAAACUAUCAUUGGGGAUGGGGCUGCUACAAAGCUUUGGCUUGAUAAUUGGCACCAGUUUGGAGUUCUCUUGAAUAGAUUUGGUAGCAAGAUAUGCUACGACGCAGGCUCCUACUCUCUUGCUGCCCGACAUGCGUGUGUCAAGGAGAUUGUGCAUGAUGGAGAUUGGUACCCUGGCCCCUCUACAUCUUUUGACCUCAUUGAUAUAUGGAGGGCCCUUCCAACCAUUGAAAAAUUUCACGAUGAGGUUCCGGAUUUGACAGUUUGGAUUGGCAACUCUUCGGGUAAUUUCACUUCCAAAUCAGCUUGGAAUGCUGUCCGCACAAGAACUGCCCAUACAGAUUGGAGUGAAGCUGUUUGGUUUGAAAGGGGGAUUAAUUCCCAUUGCUUUAUAGCUUGGAGAUGCCUUUCGGAUGCCCUCCCUACAAGGGACAACCUCAUUCAUAGACAUAUUCUGGCUCCUCAUCAUUGUGAGUUUUGCUGGGCUGGAACUGAAAGCAGAAAUCAUCUUUUCUUUGGGUGCCCCUUCUCUACUGACAUUUGGAAAAUUAUUUAUGAGCUUUGCUUUCAUGAUGGAACCAUGCCAAGCAAUGUCAUUGAUGCAGCCAUCUCGGUUAGAUAUGCCGCAGGUAGAGCAGGGAAGUUGGGGCUGGUCACCAAGCUUGCAUUAUCUUCCAUUUCUUUGGUGGGUGACCCUACUACUGCCAACCUUCAUAUUGCUGCCAAAUGGGGUCUUCAAGUUCAUUGGGCUGCUCGAAUUCCAAAGGCCUGCUCUUGGUUUGCCCCUAAUCCGAAUAUGGUUGCUCUCCAUUGUGAUGGGUAUCUUGCAGAUGACAAAGCAAGCUUUGGGGGCCUCAUUCGUGAUGGAUGUGGGGACCCCAUAGCUGCCUAUGCUGGUCAAGGGGAAGAUCUUUCGGUGCUGUCCAUGGAGUUUAAGGCUAUUUACAAAGGAAUUUCCCUUUGUAUCGAGAAGGGCUUGUAUGAUGUUUCUGUUAGGUCGGAUUCGAAGCUGGCCGUCGACAUUUUGAAUGGGCAGAUCACUGGGCCCUGCUUCACUCCAAUCUGUCGGGCAGUUCUUGUGCGGACAGCAUUCCAAGCUGAUUUGGAAGUGAAAUUACCCAAGAGUUGCCAAUCCAAACUGUCAAAUCCGAACCUCAUCGUGAAAUUUUUCAAUGGUUGGAAGGGCCCUCCAUAUAUCAAUGAGGUUAAAAGAUGUAGAGGGGCCAGGGUACCAAUCUCCAUCACGCACAAUCUCCUUGACACACGCAUGUCGGGCAGCAAGAGAGUAGGAGCCUGCGUCGUAGCAUAUCCUGCUACCAAAUCUAUUCAAGAGAACUCCAAAUGGGUGCCAAUUAUCAAGCCAAAGCUUUGUAGCAGCCCCAUCCCCAAUGAUAGUUUUGAUAAGGGGAAGGGCUUUGUCCCUAUACUUCAAAACUUUACGCCACUCCAGGAGCAGUUAUUGAGACCCUUGAUCUCCAAAGAGACUCUUGCUUUAAGUAUCUUUGCUGAACCCACUUAA